Molecule: messenger RNA, 1834 nt
Organism: Trichoplusia ni (cabbage looper)
Lineage: Eukaryota; Metazoa; Arthropoda; Insecta; Lepidoptera; Noctuidae
Product: cytochrome P450 6B5-like
Exons: 1
Coding region: 67-1647 (526 amino acids)
Molecular function (GO): iron ion binding; oxidoreductase activity, acting on paired donors, with incorporation or reduction of molecular oxygen; monooxygenase activity
Source: RefSeq, a predicted model, not a curated record
GUCCGCAGUUACAGUUUAUCAUCAUGAUAAAGCUAUAAUAAUUAUUCGCUAUAAAAGAAUCAAACUAUGUUGAGAGACAAUAUUAUUAUAAUACGAUCACACCUACGCAAACAGGACAAGCUUAGUCGAAUUUUUGUUUUGAUUUUGUUGUCUUGCAAAAUGUUGAUUGAAAUCAGUUUAAUUGUGCUAGCAUCGACUUUGCUAGUUGUCUAUCUAAUUGGAAGAUACAAUGAAAGUUAUUGGAAAAAACGUGGAGUCAAGUUUCACGGGAAAAACAAAGUGCUUGGAGUGUUCGGUGCAUUCUUGUCAGGCAAAGGUGCCGUCUUCGAGUUGUUUGGCGACCUCUACAAGACAUACAAGAAUGAGCCUGUUGUUGGUAUAGGCAACCUUUUCACUCCGUCCGUAUUUGUCACGAAUCCGAAGAACAUUCAACAUGUCUUGCAAUUGGACUUUAACUCUUUUAAUCACAGAGGCUUCGAAAGUGAAAAGGAUACUCUUUCGGACAGCAUUCUCUUCAUGACUGGCAACAGAUGGAAGCUGAUGCGCCAAAAUAUGACCCCACUAUUCACAACGAACAAGCUGAAGAACAUGUACUACAUCAUGGACAGAUGCGCACAAGACUUUGUGGUUUACCUUGACAACAAUCCGAAAGCAAGGGAAGGAAAGUUUUACGACACACUCAACAUGUUCUGCAAUGCUGCUGUUUGUGGUGCGAUAUUCGGGAUCGGGCAAGAGUCCACGUUUGAUUCACCGUUCAUGAAAAUGUCCAAAGAUCUCUCAACGUCAAAUUGGAAAAUUAGUCUGCAAUUUGCAUUGCUAAGCAUAAGUCCAAAAUUGAUUAAGCUACUUGGAAUAAGAUUUGGAGCAGAAUAUGAAAAAUUCUUUGUUGAUGCCAUUACCCAAGUCACUAAGAAAAGAGAAGAGGACAAAGUACAACGCCAUGAUUUUGCCGACCUAGCCGCGAAUCUGCGAAAAAAGGGAACUAUCAGAGAUGAAAACACGGGUUUGGAAAUAGAACCGUCAUUUACUCUACUAUCAGCUCAAGCCUCAUUUUUCUUCUUAGCAGGAGUUGAAACCAACGCGAAUGCUUUAUUCAAUACACUUGUUGUGCUUUGUCAACACCCAGAAAUCCUACAGAAAGUACAUCAAGAGAUCGACGAACAUUUUAAGAAAAACAACAACAAAAUCAGUUAUGAUGUGAUUACACAACUGACAUAUUUGGACAAGGUACUGAGCGAGUCCUUGAGGAUGUUCCCUCCAGUGGGUUAUGUGACAAGAAAGUGCAUCGAAGACUCAGUGCUCCCUGUCGGUGGAGUCAAAAUAGAAAAGGGGACGAAAUUGUACACUCCGAUAUACCAGUUACAUCACGACCCGGACUUGUAUCCUGAACCUGAAGUUUUCGACCCGGAACGAUUUUCCAAGGAUAGAAAACCUAAUGACGACAUUUACAUACCUUUCGGCAUGGGCAACAGGUUGUGCAUCGGUGCAAGAUACUCGAGGUUACAAAUGAUGGCUGGUCUGGUCCAUGUGUUACACAAGUAUGAAGUACAUUUGGAACAAACUGGCAAAAUUAGUUUCAAACCAGAUAUUCUCAACGUUAGACUGGACAAUGUAGAUAUUAAGCUAACCCCUAGACAUGCUAAAUAAUGUGAUAACGAACCUUUGUAGUGGCCAAAAAUAUCUAAAGUAAUUUAACCUCUGACUGAUAGACUGAUUAUGUGGUCCACGUGAUCUGUGUUUAAAAAUGAUUUACAUUAUGUUUUUCUUUAUAGAAAACAUAGUAAUUGUAAUUAGUUAUAAUGAUGUGCUUAGAAUAAAUUACAUUUUAUCAUAA